Molecule: messenger RNA, 1719 nt
Organism: Diatraea saccharalis (sugarcane borer)
Lineage: Eukaryota; Metazoa; Arthropoda; Insecta; Lepidoptera; Crambidae
Source: the annotation of a GenBank genome assembly
AUGGACAGCACAGUUCCGUCGCCGGCAUGCGACCGUGCACCAGCGCACGCGCAACCGGCUGAUGCUUUUUACCGUCUUGGAAUAGCCGGCGAACCCGAUCUUUUUUUACCUGGAGAACUUUACACUGUGUCUCUCCAGGGUGUAGACAGCGGCCAAGGACCAACACCUUUUGUGGGAUUUACGAUUUGGGCUGAAGUAGAUGAAGAGGCAGCGAACAUUGAUAAUAUUAAUCCUCAAGGCGUUAAUCAAAGUUUGGGGAUAAUUUGGAGUGCACCACAAGAAACGUCCGAAGCAUGUGUACGUUUGUGUGCCCGCGCGUCACCAGUGGGCGGUGGGCAGGGCUCAGUACUUGCGCGCAAGAUCUGCGCAGCUCCCACUGCGCCUGCCUCCUUUGCUAGGCAGCCGCCUAUAAUCGAACCAUGUUGCGCUUGUGAUGAGGCUAAGUACGAGAGCGAUCACAUUCGUACUAUCAUAAAAGCGCGCGGGAUAUCGUGGCAGCAAGUCGCCGGUUCCGGUACGCCCAACACCUUCGCGGUGUUCAGGGUGGAUUCUAAAAACCACCUGGUGUCGCUAGCGUCGAAGCUGUCGCCAUCACCAGACUGGAUCGUGGGUGUGUCAGCGUUGGAGCUAUGUAAUGCCAACUGCACAUGGUCGAACUCGGCAACUUUGUCGCUAUAUCCCUAUGAUGCUGGCACUGACAGCGGGAUUACUUAUGUUUCGCGUCGCCAGCCAACUCUGCCUCCAGCGCCCGUGCGUGCUCUACGUCCUGACUGGCCCAAAGACCCGCGGUCGCCGUUUUUCAGCACCAGCGGAGAGAUGCGCCCUUAUGCAAGACUACGGCUUAAUCGAUUACAACUUUUCGAAAAGAAUUGCGAUGCUGCGAAGUCAGGCAGCGAGUCAAGUCCCGAUCAGUCUAGUGGGAGCGGGGGCGGGGCAUGCGCGACCCACGCGUGGGCUCCGUGGGGUCCGUGCAGCGUGACGUGCGGCGUGGGGCGCGCUUCCAGGCAACGCCAGUACGUGUGGCCGACUCGUGCCCACGCCGAAGCGUGCCGCGUGCCCCUCACUGAUUACACGAGGUGCCACGGGCCAAGGCUACAUUGCAGUGCACGUCCCCUCGCCGAACAGAGCAAUAUCGGACUUCGAGCCGGAAGCGUCUCUGUCGACGGGUCCAUGCGCGUUAUCCGCGUGGUCGGCGUGGUCAGCGUGCGAGGGGUGUGGCGUGCGGGCGCGCACGCGGCAUUAUCUGGUGCCGCGCGCGCACAAGCGCUGCCACCAGGGGAUCAGCCUAGCUGGCCUUGUAAAGUGACACCGUGGGGUGAUUGGUCGCCAUGUUCGUCUCGUUGUGGGCGCGGUCGUCGUUUGCGUACGCGAUUGUACCUUGCACAAGAUUUGCGAGCGCAACCAGAGUUAUCGCGAAGGUUACUCCACCAAUGGAAUAAGAGAUUUGCUGAACUUCAAAAGCUAGAUUUCCCGUCAGAAAAUUUCACAUCUGCUGAUCCAGAAAUCGAGGAGCUUGUUCAAGAUCAACUGAACAAGUGUCAGUUUACUCUUUCUCAACAAGAAGCACUAUGUGAUGGAGAUGACGUCUCUUGUGUGGACGUUGAAAAGCCACAUGUUUCUACUGUGCAUUCUGAAGUCGUUACAAAAAAGAUGAAGCCGACACCUCCCACCGAAAAUAACGAAGUUUUGCAAAAUGAUGAACCAGGUAAAAUAAUAUAA